Molecule: messenger RNA, 1377 nt
Organism: Aspergillus versicolor CBS 583.65
Lineage: Eukaryota; Fungi; Ascomycota; Eurotiomycetes; Eurotiales; Aspergillaceae
Product: RraA family protein
Exons: 1
Coding region: 1-1377 (458 amino acids)
Source: RefSeq, a predicted model, not a curated record
AUGGGUGAAGCCAGCAUUCUCGACCGCCUAUCCGCCCUCGAUACCAGCACCGUCUCCGACGCGCUCGAUUUCCUGCACCUCAAAGGCGCAACCUACGGCCUGCGCCCACUCUGGGACUGCCCGAAGAUCGUCGGCCGCGCGAGCACAGUCAAAGUCGGGCAUAAGACCGACUCGGCCUCCACCGCACAUCCAUUCACACCCGUUAUCGACGCAAUCACCACGGACGACCGCGUGCUCGUUAUCUCCAGCGGCCUGGAGGGCGUUUCCUGCUGGGGCGAUAUCAUCUCCAAUGCGUCCAAGGCAAAGGGGAUUCGGGGAACAGUCAUUGAUGGUAUGUGUCGCGAUAUUAACGGGAGUCACGACAUCGGGUAUCCUGUCUACGGACGUGAUGUUACCAUGAUUAGUGGGCGGAGCCGCCUCGUGCAGGUUUCUGCUGGGGCGCCGGUGCAGAUGCGCGGUGUCACGGUGCGCGAGGGGGACUAUGUUAUCGCUGAUAUCUGCGGGACGGUGUUUAUCCCCGCUGAGCGGAUUAAGGAGGUGCUUGACCUGGGCGAGCGGAUUGAGCCCCGCGAGAGUCUGAUGGUGCAGGAUGUUCGGGCGGGAAAGCCCGUGUCGGAGGUGAUGCACGACGCGAAGUUCCAAGCGAUCCACGCAGAGACAAUGUCCGUCGCGGCUGCUGUGACGGCCUCGCAUUCCAAGCAGAAUAUCAAGAGCGCCAGCGCCGAGGAUCAGGAGUUGGUCAAGCUCUUUGCGGGUCUAGAUGCUCCCGCGGUCUCGGACGCGCUGGAUAAGCUCGGAAUCCCUGGGCAGGCACUUGGAAUCAUGCCGCUGACCAACUAUAAAAAAGUCACUAUCGGACCAGCCUUUACUGUCCGGUACGUCCCCGCCAGCGACCCACCAGGAAGCGUCGGUGACUUUAUUGACGACGUGGCCGCCGGCGACGUCGUGGUCAUCGACAACGGCGGCCGCACGGAUUGUACUGUCUGGGGCGAUAUUAUGACGCAGUAUGCUGGACUUCGCGGGAUAGCAGGAACUGUUAUUGACGGCGUCUGCCGCGACGUGAAUCUAGCUAUUAAUGAAGAGUAUCCUCUCUUCAGCGCUGGUCGAUGGAUGCGCACGGGCAAGGAUCGGGUGCAGGUGGGCGGCGUUAAUGAGGCGGUUGGGGUUGGCAAGGUGCAUGUCAAGCCGAGGGAUAUUGUAGUCGCAGAUGUUAAUGGGGUUGUUGUUGUGCCAAGAGAGAAAGUGCAUGAGGUCGCUGAGAUUGCACGCAAGAUUGAGGCUAGCGAAACUGCUAUUCGCCAGAUGACGAGCAAUGGGGCCACGAUUGCAGAGGCGAGGAAAGCGCUGGGUUAUCAUACACUGCAGCGGAGGGUAUAG